Molecule: messenger RNA, 865 nt
Organism: Pieris rapae (cabbage white)
Lineage: Eukaryota; Metazoa; Arthropoda; Insecta; Lepidoptera; Pieridae
Gene: Ndufs8
Product: NADH-ubiquinone oxidoreductase subunit 8
Exons: 5
Coding region: 123-788 (221 amino acids)
Biological process (GO): mitochondrial respiratory chain complex I assembly; mitochondrial electron transport, NADH to ubiquinone
Cellular component (GO): membrane
Molecular function (GO): NADH dehydrogenase activity; 4 iron, 4 sulfur cluster binding
Source: RefSeq, a predicted model, not a curated record
UUUUUUCACCACUGACAUUGAUACUGGAUAGACGAUAGCACACAAGACAACUGUCAGAGCCCAAUAAUGUUCUGCGUUCUUGAAUAAAAUAAAUUCGAGUCGCAAAACUUAAAAACAAUAUAAUGUCUCUUGCUAAGAUAUUUUCGGUGACUUCGAGAGUUCGAGCCAUCAAUAGCAGUAGCUCUGUGCUUCGUCAUGCUCAGUAUAGUACACCAAGUGAGGGGAAACCUGAAAAAGUCUACCCAACAGAAGUACCUGGAUAUAAAUAUGUGAAUGCUGAGGAUCCAGAUAUGAGCUUUAAGGCUAUGACAGAUAGAGCUGCACAGACAAUGUUCUGGACAGAGUUGAUCAGAGGUUUUGCUGUUACUUUUGCUCAUAUUUUCAAAGAGCCUGCAACUAUUAAUUAUCCAUUUGAGAAAGGGCCCCUUUCUCCCAGGUUUAGAGGUGAACAUGCUCUUAGACGUUAUCCUUCUGGAGAAGAGAGAUGCAUUGCUUGUAAACUAUGUGAAGCAAUUUGUCCUGCACAGGCAAUCACAAUUGAAGCAGAAGAGCGUGCCGAUGGCUCUCGGCGAACAACGCGAUACGAUAUUGACAUGACCAAGUGUAUCUACUGUGGAUUUUGUCAGGAAGCGUGUCCCGUAGACGCAAUUGUUGAAGGUCCUAACUUUGAGUUCUCGACAGAAACUCACGAAGAACUUCUCUACAAUAAGGAAAAGUUACUAACAAAUGGUGAUAAAUGGGAGAGCGAGAUAGCCACUAAUAUUAAAGCUGAUCACCUAUACCGUUAAAUUGAGCAUGGAUCGUGAAAAUAAUGGAAUAAUCAUACAUUCUUAACACAAGUAUUUAAUUAAACUUUUACCUUUCA